Messenger RNA from Rhagoletis zephyria (snowberry fruit fly), 924 nucleotides. The record is from RefSeq and is a predicted model, not a curated record. Lineage: Eukaryota; Metazoa; Arthropoda; Insecta; Diptera; Tephritidae.
AUGGCACAGUCUCUGAUUAUGCAAUCCUCUAUGCUGGGCGCCGGUGUAGAGGAUACAGCGAGUUUGUUCUCCCCCGACCACAGUAGCGUCAUUCGCAAGGGACUGGUCAAUGGAAAUGGCAUCAAAUCGCGAAACAGCGACAACCACAAGGACAUGAUCAUAUCAUCGGGCAUGACGGCGCCCACUGAUGUCUUCUGCUCGGUGCCCGGCCGCCUGUCGCUGCUCAGCUCCACCUCCAAGUACAAAGUCACCGUGGGCGAGGUGCAGCGUCGCCUCUCACCUCCCGAGUGUCUCAAUGCCUCACUGCUCGGUGGCGUUCUCCGAAGGGCCAAAUCUAAAAACGGCGGCAAGUCACUGCGCGAAAAGCUGGAGAAAAUCGGUCUCAAUUUACCGGCCGGUCGAAGGAAAGCUGCCAAUGUUACCUUGCUCACAUCGCUGGUUGAAGGCGAAGCCAUUCACUUGGCGCGAGACUUUCGAUACGUCUGUGAGACUGAGUUUCCCUCCCGGCAGAUUGCUGAAUACUUAAAUCGAAGUCACACAGAUUCUGAUCUGUUCAGGAGAAAGGAGUUGAUAAUGGCGACAAAGCAAGUCCUCAAGGAAUUUGUAGAACUGCUCGGCCAGGACCGCUCUCCGCUGUGCAACAGUCGAGUGCAGCCAGUGCUCGACACGAGCAUCCAGCGCAACCUGACGCACUUCAGUCUGAUCACGCACGGCUUCGGCAGUCCAGCCAUAGCUGCGGCUCUCACCUCAGUGCAGAACUUCCUCAACGAGUCACUGAAGUACCUCGACAAGCAGGGGGCGUCCGGGGGCGGCUUUCAAAACUCGGGCGGCGGUGGUGGUGGUGGUGGCCACCUCCACGGCAACUCCACCGGCGGCCUGCUGGAGCCGAAGAAGGAGAUUGAUUUAGUCAUGUCGAAAAAGUAG